UCAUAACAUUUCUAGCAGUCGUCGACGACAAGAAUGGUGAUAUUUUGAGGGUAGAUUCAUCAUUCUAGGACUCGAUGUGAGGUGGACGGGCCAGCAGUUCAGUUAAUAGCGUCAAAGGCUUUGUGAACGAUGUUGUUGAAAAGUUUGUUACCUGUUUUUGUUAUAAAUUAUAGUGCCUUGGUUUUAAUUGCUGGUUUUCAACAUAAUGCGAUGCUAGAUUUGCAAGAAAAUGUACAACUGUUAUGGAGUGUAGACGGUGAUACAAUUACAUUUGAGGUACGAGCGAACACGACUGGAUACAUUAAAAUCGGACUUUCACCCGAUGGCGAAAUGAACGGAGCGGAUGUCAUGGUUGGAUGGGUUAAGGAUGGCAAGCCAUAUAUUUCUGACCGACAUGGCGUUAGGAACCAACCUGUGAAAGAUACCCAUGCUGACUACGAGUUGCUGUACGGAAGUGAGACUGAUGGUUUAACAGUUCUCGGAUAUCGUCGAAAGUUAUUAACGUGUGACCCUGACGAUUGGGAUAUCACGACCGAUACAGUGAAAGUCAUGUGGGCGUAUGAUCCAGAAGAUCCAGAAAGCACGACAGCAACCAUCAAUGAACCUGAUCAGAGUGGUGUUAGAUCUAUAAUAUUCGUUGGUAUAAUGUCUUCAGACCUGAAAUCAGUUCCAGAUAAUGUUCAAACUCUAGAUAUUUUAGCUGACGAGGUUCUUGUACCGAGCAACAAGCCCACAACCUACUGGUGCUCACACGUUGCGCUCCCGGUGUUCCAAGACCGACAGCACGUUAUUCGUAUUGAUCCAAUCCUUCAAAAGGAGAAUGAAGGUCUUGUUUACACAUUCUCAUUAAUGGUAUGUCCGGACCUUCCUGAUGCAGUAAAAACCGAUAUGAGCCAAAGCUGUAGGGAUUUGUUUGGAUAUGACAUUUGUACGAAAAUAAUAUACGGGUGGGGAAUUGGAGGAGGGCCAUUGGUAUUCCCAGACCACGUAGGCUUUAGCAUUGGUGGGCCAGGCUCACCACGUUACAUGCGACUCCGGGUUCAUUACGAUAAUCCGCAACUUAAAGAGGGUAUUCGCGAUGUCACCGGCGUACGGUUAUAUUAUACAUCGAAACUUCGUCAAUUUGAUGCCGAUAAUCUGGAAGUUGGUAUUCCUGCAUUUUUAGAAUGGAUCAUACCUCCCGGAAUGACUGUCUUCAAAACUUAUGGUUAUUGCAACAACGCGUGCACAAAAAAGAUGUUUGCGGACAGUGAUAUGAAAAUCUUCAGUGUAUACCUUCACGCACAUCUGGUUGCCACAGCCAUUCGGUUAGCCCAUUUUCGAGAUGGUAAAUAUAUCGGCGAUAUUGCACGAGACAAUUUCUUCGACUCCAAUUUACGGGAACAGAGACAGCUGAAAGAAGAAUAUGUAGUAAAACCAGGGGAUGAGCUGAUGAUCGAAUGCAUUUAUGAUACAUCCAGCAGAGAUAAAGUUACGACUAGUGGUGUAGGUACUACAAGUGAGAUGUGCGUAGCUUUCUUAUUUUACUAUCCGAGAGUUAAUGUUCUAGAAUGUGCAAGCGCACCUGAUGCACUGCAAUUAGCUUCAUUCCUUCAAUACGACCCUUCUCCAGGAGAUACAAUACACAAUAUACAAGGUCUUUCUGAACUUAACUGGACAAAUGAACGGAAAAAAGCAAGUGCAAGGUGGUAUAUAGAAGCUGAUCAUAUGCUGACAUGCACUAAUAUAUCUGGAUUGGUUGAAGAUUCCCGUGGUCCCCCUCCAGUCACAAAAGUUGAUCCGAUAAGCAACCUAGUGGAAGAGCUAAACAGUCAAGUUGAAAAAGCGAAAUGCAACUCAGCAUCAAAUCAACAAGCAACGUGGUACAUCGUUACCUUGUGUACAAUCGCCAUCACACAGGGGUUUUUGGUGUGGAAGAUGUGGCUGAAAGAAUUUUUAACUGUUUUUCUUAUAAAUUAUUUAUUUGGGAACUUGGUUCUCAUUGCUGGGUUUCAGCAUAAUGCGAUGCUAGAUCUGCAAGAAAAUGUACAAAUAUUUUGGAGUGUAGAGGAUGAUAUGAUUAUUUUUGAAAUCCGUGCAAACACGACUGGAUACAUUGGGAUUGGAUUUUCACCAAACGGUGGAAUGAAAGGAGCCGACAUCGUGCUUGGAUGGGUUAAGGAUGGCACGCCAUAUAUUUCUGACCGACAUGGUAUUGGGAACCAACAGCCUGUGAUAGAUAGCCAAUCGGACUAUGAGUUGCUGUAUGGAAGUGAGACAGAUGGUUUAACAGUUCUCGGAUAUCGUCGAAAGCUAUUUGGUAUUGACCCACUCAUUCAAAAGAAGAACGAGGGCGUUGUUCAUCAUUUCGGCCUGAAAAUAUGCAAGGAUCUUCAUGAUGAUGUCAAACGUAAUAUGAGCCAAAACUGUAUGGAUAUGGUAGAAAUAGACAUGUGCUUUGAACUCGUAUUCGGAUGGGCGGUUGGAGGAGGGCCGUUAAUAUUUCCAGACAAUGUGGGAUACAAUUUUGGUGGACCAGACUCACCAAGGUACAUGCAAUUACAGGUCCAUUACGAUAACCCCCAACUUCAAGAAGGUGUUCGCGAUGCCUCUGGCGUACGAUUAUACUAUACACCUGAACUUCGUCCAUUUGAAGCCGGUAUGCUGGAAGUUGGUAUUCCUACAUUUUUACAUUGGUACAUCCCACCCGGUGUGACUGAAUUCAACACGUAUGGCUAUUGCAGCAAUACCUGCACCGAAAAGAUGUUUGCUGACAGUGAUAUGAAAAUCUUUGGUGUAACGUUGCACGCCCAUCUAGCAGCGAUAGCUAUGCGUUUGACCCAUUUCCGAGAUGGUAAAUAUAUAGGCGAUGUUUUACGAGACAAGUUUUACGACUUUAAUCUCCAAGAACAACGAAUCCUGGAAGAAGAGUGGAUAGUAAAAGCAGGUGAUGAGCUGGUGGUCGAAUGUACAUAUUCUACGUCCGAAAGAGAUACGAUUACGGUUAGUGGUCUAGGGACCAUGGAAGAGAUGUGCGUAGCUUUCAUAUUGUACUAUCCAAAAGUUAGUGCUUUAGAAUGUGCAAGUGCGCCUGAUGCAUUGGAAUUAUCUUCAUUCCUUGAUUUCGACGUUUCUCC
Molecule: messenger RNA, 3116 nt
Organism: Anneissia japonica
Lineage: Eukaryota; Metazoa; Echinodermata; Crinoidea; Comatulida; Comatulidae
Product: DBH-like monooxygenase protein 2
Biological process (GO): norepinephrine biosynthetic process; octopamine biosynthetic process; dopamine catabolic process
Cellular component (GO): secretory granule membrane
Molecular function (GO): dopamine beta-monooxygenase activity; copper ion binding
Source: RefSeq, a predicted model, not a curated record